Messenger RNA from Colletotrichum chrysophilum, 600 nucleotides. RefSeq lists its product as uncharacterized. The record is from RefSeq and is a predicted model, not a curated record. Lineage: Eukaryota; Fungi; Ascomycota; Sordariomycetes; Glomerellales; Glomerellaceae. The coding region runs from base 1 to 600 and encodes 199 amino acids. The transcript is spliced from 3 exons.
AUGACACGAGUCUCCGUCUACAGCUCUGCCCUCGUGGCUUUUGUCGCCGCGACGGCGAUGAUCGUUACGUCCAUUAUUUUGCCGCACUGGGUUUCUUACUCCGUUACCGCCACCGACGGAAAUGAGUUCUCAAAACACAUUGGAUUGCACAAGAUCUGCUCCAACGUCGGGCCUGGCCCGGCGUGCAAAGUCUUCCCGACCGACGAAUUAUGUAGCAAAGAUGGCGAGAGAUAUUUCUGCUCCAUGUGGCGCUCCGUCGGCUUCCUCGCCUCCUUCUCGACAAUUAUGCACCUCGCGUCUUUGGUCACUUUCCUCGUCAUCAUGAGCGGAGGCAAGUACAAGCGCGAGACGGGCUGGAAGAUCCUCGCUGGCCUUCUGAUUUUUGUCGCGGCCGUUGAAUUUAUUUUGAUGGGCAUUGUGGCGUACCUCUUCGACAACGACGAGCAGUUCCGCGUCCCUGGCUGGGGUCUCGACACAUCCUGGAUUCUCUGCACCGUCAGUGCAUCUGUAUCUGUUCUCUGCGCUUUGGGACUGGGCAUUUCCUCAUUUGUUCUCCCACCGGAGGAGGGCUACGAGUUCCUCAACGACCCGCUGCCGUGA